Striga asiatica is the source of this 618-nucleotide messenger RNA. The record is from the annotation of a GenBank genome assembly. Lineage: Eukaryota; Viridiplantae; Streptophyta; Magnoliopsida; Lamiales; Orobanchaceae.
GCUGGUGCAUUUGAAGAUGCUGUUGCUGAGUUCAUCAUUUGGUCACUUUUGAUCUUGACCAUCCUCAUUCCCUUGAUUUCCUUCGAGAGGAUUGAUUUUUUCAAGAAACAUGGGCUAACGGUGCAACAAAAAAUUCUGGCUAGAGGCGACAUUAUCUCUGCAGAGGAAGAAAUUGCAGAUUCUGUUUUUGUUCAGUAUGUAAAAGUUCCACCAGUUUCCGGCAUACCUUUGGCUGCCGACGGUACAUUUCCCGCCGCCGUAACUCCCGCGGCUACAGCUCCUGCCGCCGCUACCCCUUCUAAUUCCACUGCUCUGACUAUCACUCCAGCCAGCCAAUUUUUUCUUCCGCCAAUCCCUCUCAGUCUUGGGCAACACCCUCCCGCCAGAUUUAUUGCUAUCGCCAAUCUUCUUAAUUCUCUUCGCCUGCGAAUUGAACGGAAAACCCAUUUUGAGAAACAAACCCCGGUUGUCCUCCUCGAAACCUUUCUUGCCCUGCACCUUCCUAAAAACGGCCCUUUUCUGCAAAAUCCGAUCUUUACCCAUAGUUUGCACCUGGGGGCCUCGAAUAUUGCUUAUUUCCACUAUGGGGCGGUGGUGCUCGACAAGAUCUUGCAGAGA